AUGAGAGCUUUCAAAGGAUAUGUGGUUUUCUUCGUCUGUGUAGCAAUAUUAGCCCUCAGUGCCCCAUGUCUUGGAAGCCCUGGAAUUCGUUAUAAUAAAUGGCAUGUGCACGUGGUUAACAACUUGGGCGCCGGAAAAACAUUGUUUGCGCAUUGUAAAUCCAAAGACGACGAUCUAGGCGAGCGAAACCUUGCACCGGGGACUGAGUUCAAUUGGAGUUUCAAAGAGAAUUUCUUUGGAACGACGUUGUAUUGGUGCUACAUGAGCACGGACCAGAAGCAUGCAGCAUUGGAUGUGUUUUGGGUGGAGGGUGACCAUAGUUGGCUUCAGUAUAGAUGCAAUUGGAAAGAUUGCAUUUGGAUUGCGAAAGAUGAUGGGAUUUACAUAAAGAUUAUUCCUGAAAAUCGUGAUGAGUUUUCUCAUAAAUGGGAGGUGUAG
Molecule: messenger RNA, 438 nt
Organism: Prunus persica (peach)
Lineage: Eukaryota; Viridiplantae; Streptophyta; Magnoliopsida; Rosales; Rosaceae
Exons: 1
Coding region: 1-438 (145 amino acids)
Source: RefSeq, a predicted model, not a curated record